Messenger RNA from Synchytrium microbalum, 198 nucleotides. RefSeq lists its product as uncharacterized. Gene Ontology annotation, molecular function: DNA topoisomerase type I (single strand cut, ATP-independent) activity; DNA binding. Gene Ontology annotation, biological process: DNA topological change. The transcript is spliced from 3 exons. Lineage: Eukaryota; Fungi; Chytridiomycota; Chytridiomycetes; Synchytriales; Synchytriaceae. The coding region runs from base 1 to 198 and encodes 65 amino acids. Gene Ontology annotation, cellular component: nucleus. The record is from RefSeq and is a predicted model, not a curated record.
AUGUCAAGCCCAAGGAGAAGUGAAAUGCAAAAAAUCGGUACUAGUGCGUUACGAAUGUAUGGUGACCAAAUUAUGCAGAUUGCUGAAGCUCUGUAUUCACGUGGUAUCCUGAGUUAUCCACGUACUGAAACUCAAGUAUUCGAUGAAGGAUUGGAACUACGAGCUUUGAUUGAAAAACAAGUGGUUGAUCCAGCAUGA